GGCCGGGCCGGGCGGGGCGGCCGGGCUCACCUGGGCCUCCCCCUUUGAACCCGGGCGGCGGCCGGAGCCUUCGUCCCGCGGGCCGGCCGGCGGGCGGCAGACGGCGCCCCACCGACGGCAGGGAAUAAAGUCUCUGGGACCCCCCCACUUCAGCCCAGGGACCCACUGCCUCCUACAGCUGUGCUGACCUGCUUGUGCCUCCCCAAGCCCCCAGGAUGGACACCUGGGUGACACUGCUGGUCCUCCUGCUGCCCUUGGCUGACUCAUCGGCCCCGGCCCCCGCCCUGCGAUUUGUGGCUGUGGGGGACUGGGGCGGGGUCCCCAAUGCCCCCUUCUACACUGCUCGGGAAACAGCCAACGCGAAGGAGAUCGCCCGGACCGUGCAGACUCUGGGUGCCGAUUUCAUCCUGUCCCUAGGGGACAAUUUCUACUUCACUGGUGUUCAUGACACCAAUGACAAGCGGUUCCAGGAGACGUUCGAGGACGUGUUCUCUGACCGCGCCCUUCGCAACGUGCCCUGGUACGUGCUGGCUGGAAACCACGACCACCUUGGUAAUGUUUCGGCACAGAUUGCCUACUCCAAGAUCUCCAAGCGCUGGAAUUUCCCAAGCCCUUACUACCGCCUGCGCUUCAAGAUCCCACGGACCAACAUGUCUGUGGCCAUCUUCAUGCUGGACACGGUCAUGCUGUGUGGCAAUUCGGAUGACUUCAUCAGCCAGCAGCCUGAGAUGCCCCAAGACCUGGGCCUGGCCCGCACCCAGCUGGCCUGGCUCAAGAAGCAGCUGGCAGCCGCCAAGGAAGACUUUGUGCUGGUGGCUGGCCAUUACCCUGUCUGGUCCAUUGCCGAGCAUGGCCCCACCCACUGCCUCCUCAAGCGCCUGCAGCCACUGCUGGCCACCCACGGGGUCACUGCCUACCUUUGUGGCCAUGACCACAAUUUGCAGUAUCUGCAGGAUGACAGUGGCGUGGGUUAUGUGCUGAGCGGGGCUGGGAACUUCAUGGACCCCUCAGUGCGACAUCAGCACAAGGUCCCCAACGGCUACCUCCGCUUUCACUACGGGUCUGAGGACUCGCUGGGUGGCUUUGCCUACGUGGAGAUCACCCCCAAGGAAAUGAGUGUCACCUACAUCGAAGCUUCGGGAAAAUCCCUCUUCAAGACCAGCCUCCCCAGGCGACGCCGGCCCCGCUCCUCCUCCUCCACACACGUGGGGGCCUGAGACUGGAAACCAGGCAGAGCCUGGAGGGGAGGGUGGGCGCUGUGGGGAACCCCCUCCCAAGGAAGCCACAAAUACCUUCACAUAGGAAAGAGCACAAGACACUUGGUCCCAGCCAUAAGUAUCACACCCCACAGCUGCUCCCCUCAGCCCAUUUGGGGGAUGGGGAUGCAAGGGGAGGU
Messenger RNA from Perognathus longimembris pacificus (Pacific pocket mouse), 1396 nucleotides. RefSeq names its product acid phosphatase 5, tartrate resistant (gene Acp5). Lineage: Eukaryota; Metazoa; Chordata; Mammalia; Rodentia; Heteromyidae. The record is from RefSeq and is a predicted model, not a curated record. Bases 216 to 1217 code for a protein of 333 amino acids. Gene Ontology annotation, biological process: bone resorption. Gene Ontology annotation, molecular function: ferric iron binding; acid phosphatase activity; ferrous iron binding. The transcript has 6 exons.